AUGGUGAAAAUAUUCAUUGGGAACUUGUCAGCUGACACAACAUCGGAUGAGCUACGCUCUCUCUUCUCCCAGUAUGGCAAGAUUUCGGAAUGUACCAUCGUCAAGAACUUUGGCUUCGUGCACAUGGAGAACAAAUCGGAGGCAGAAGAGGCCAUCCGCAACCUCCACCAUUAUGAGCUAAAUGGCCAGCCCAUGAAUGUAGAAUUGAGCCGUGGCAAUAUAAAAGGAUCCACCAAACUACAUGUUGGCAACAUCGCUUGUACCAACCAGGAGCUGAGGGCUAAGUUUGAAGAGUUUGGUUCCGUGGUGGAGUGUGACAUAGUAAAAAACUAUGCUUUUGUUCACAUGGAGCAAAUGGAGGAUGCCAUGGAGGCCAUUAAUCAUUUAGACAACACAGCUUUUAAAGGUGAACUCUUGGGCUGGGCUUAAUGGGGACCUUUCCCUUUAUCACAUAUAUAUAGUAUGAAGAAUAUUUAAUUCUGUUCUUGUGAAUUGACAGGUAAGUUGUGGAUGUGCUGCAGGUGAGUACAAAGAGAAAGAUGAAGGGAUAUUGGUAAGCUGAAGAAAGUAAUGCUGCCCCAAAUGCUUCUCAUUUUAAAGCUGGUAUCCGUAAUGUCGUUGGUAAUACACGUCUGUUCAGUACAUUGUAGAUAAACACAAAUAGGCACUUACUGCAAUUUAUGAUUUUCCCCACCGGUCAGUUUUAUACUAGAAGGAACAAACCAUCUCUGUAUUUUUACCAAUCAAAUCUCAGCUGCAUCCAUUAAGGACAGGAUGUGCACCAAAACUGUUUAUAUUUCAUAUGGUCAGCAUGCACGUGUUUAUCGGUGCGGUCAUUGAUUCGGUGCUCUCUGAAACGUGGACAGAUUGUGGCUCAGAUGAUCAUUGCUGCGUCACGCAGAUGCAGAAAUGAUCAUUUGAGCUGACAAACUGUUAACUUAUUAAAAUGUUAUCAUGAGGAGGUUCAGAUUUCAAGCUUACUCUUCUGUGAUAAUUCAGACGUUUUUGAUGUCGUACUGUGGCAAGAAAGAUUUUCUGCAUUAUAUGAUCAUAAAAUCUGAUAUCAUCUGAGUUACUGAGUACAGAGAAACACAAAGUGCUAAAGCUAAUAACAAGAAUUCUAAUCCUUUUUUUAAAUGUUUUUGUCUUUAUUGAACACAUCCAUUAAACAUUCCCAGUGCUGGUGAAAAGGGGAGUGAACUUUUGAAUUUAAUAACUGGUUGAUCGUCCUUUGGCAGCAACCAGCUUACAUAAUUUUAUUUCAAAUAGGUUGUGUUGGUUCAUUGUAAAUGAGUUCACAAUGCAGAUCAUUUCAAAGGGUUUGGUCAGUUCUUGUUAAUGAAUGAACAUCAGUGAAGAUACAGUACUGCGGGAUGCAAAUAAAAUUUGAAAUGUUACGGAUUUCAGCUUUAAUAACUGGACUGUCUAAUUCACCAAUCAUAGGCCAUGUUUUAUUGUUACAUUGGCGUAUAGUGCAGAUUUUUUCCUAGACUGAUGGAUUAUGGGACCUUUGUAUACCAGACAGGAAAUGUCUAAUAUAUUAUUUGGAAUAAAUGCAGGCAUAAGUCCUUA
Hippoglossus stenolepis (Pacific halibut) is the source of this 1572-nucleotide messenger RNA. RefSeq names its product RNA-binding protein 4.1-like. The coding region runs from base 1 to 429 and encodes 142 amino acids. The record is from RefSeq and is a predicted model, not a curated record. The transcript has a single exon. Lineage: Eukaryota; Metazoa; Chordata; Actinopteri; Pleuronectiformes; Pleuronectidae. Gene Ontology annotation, molecular function: mRNA binding. Gene Ontology annotation, cellular component: cytosol.